GCAGGGAGCAGGGCUGGGCUGGGGCGGGGUUAGGCAGGUGAGUGACAGGCUCCGGGGGGCCGGCCCCAGCUGGGAGCCCCGAGCGAGCCGGGAGUAACAGCGGCGGUGCCCGCCCCCUCUCUCCGCCCCUUCAGCGGAGCUGGUCUCCAGCCGGGCACCGUCGCGGGCCCCCCUGGCCCGGCCACCUGGGACUGUGUUGGGGAGUCGGCCACCUCCCUCUCUCUCCUUGCCCGCAAAGUUUGUGGCGAAGCCGGCGCUGGGGUAGAGCGCGCCGCAGGGGGGAGAUCGGGAAGCGUCCGAUGCCGGGCGGCCGGAGCCGUUGACCUGGGACGCCGCCAUCCGGGGCAGGACCGCGGAGCAGCGGACCAUCCCGUCGCCUUCGGUGCAUGGGGCCCGGCUGAAGAGCCAGCAUGGGCAACUGUGUGGGGAGACAGCGCCGGGAGAGGCCGACCGCCCCGGGACACCCCCGCAAGCGAGCAGGACGCAAUGAGCCCCUGAAGAAGGAGCGGCUGAAGUGGAAGAGCGACUAUCCGAUGACCGACGGGCAGCUGCGGAGCAAGCGGGAUGAGUUCUGGGACACGGCGCCCGCCUUUGAGGGCCGCAAGGAGAUCUGGGACGCCCUCAAGGCUGCCGCCUACGCGGCGGAGGCCAAUGACCACGAGCUGGCCCAGGCCAUCCUGGACGGAGCCAGCAUCACCCUGCCUCACGGCACGCUCUGUGAAUGCUACGAUGAGCUGGGCAAUCGCUACCAGCUACCCAUCUACUGCCUCUCGCCGCCUGUGAACCUGCUGCUGGAACACACCGAGGAGGAGAGCCCGGAGCCCCCCGAGCCCACCCCCAGUGCGCGCCGAGAGUUCCCGCUGAAGGUGCGCCUCUCCACGGGCAAGGACGUGAGGCUCAGCGCCAGCCUGCCUGACACGGUGGGGCAGCUCAAGAGGCAGCUGCACACCCAGGAGGGCAUCGAGCCAUCCUGGCAGCGAUGGUUCUUCUCCGGAAAGCUGCUCACAGACCGCACGCGGCUCCAGGAAACCAAGAUCCAGAAGGAUUUUGUCAUCCAGGUCAUCAUCAACCAGCCCCCGCCGCCCCAGGACUGAGGUGACCACGGACCCCUGGGCAGAGAGGCCGAGGAGGGUCUCCGCAGGGCUGAGAGGCCUUCCGGCUGGAGCACUGGAUGCCCCCACCCUGCCGCUGCCUUGGAGAGCUGUUCUUUUCUUUGGAGGCAUCUCCCCAAAUAUGGCUGCUGGGCGAGCCCUGAGGGGACCCUGCUUCCCGGGGCCACCAGUGCCCAGCACCCAGGAAACAGUGUGCUGCCACACACAGGCCUUGCCACCCUUGUCAGAGAAGAGGCAAACCAGGGCCCUCCAAGCCUGCCUCUCCCCUGCGGCAGGUUCGAGCCACAAGGGCCAGCCCGGAGGCCCCCGGAGUCCAGAUCUGUCAUUGGGUGCUGCCGGCUGUGCCCACUCCGUUUUUCUGCUCAGGGUCUGAAGCAGCUGCUGUUUCCCUCCUCUGUCCCCACCCCCUGACUCUGCCCUAGGCACAGUGCCAGUCCCCCAGAGGGGAAGGGGACUCAUGAGCCCCAGGGGCGGGGAGCCUGAGGCCGGCCUCUGCCUCUCCCAGCCCCCAGCACAAUAGGCAGAGAUGCGGCACUGGCGGGGUGGCUGGGCUGUUGUGGCAGGGGUCUGCGCAGGGCCGUCCCCUGGCUCUAGCCCUGGUAGCGGUGGCAGGGGAGGGGGGCCCUGCAGCCUGGCAGUGGCCCCACAGCAGGUCCCUGUGUACAGACAUAUCUGCAUAUUUAUCAAUAAAGCCUUUUUGCUCCUU
Molecule: messenger RNA, 1818 nt
Organism: Phacochoerus africanus (Common warthog)
Lineage: Eukaryota; Metazoa; Chordata; Mammalia; Artiodactyla; Suidae
Gene: UBTD1
Product: ubiquitin domain containing 1
Exons: 3
Coding region: 411-1094 (227 amino acids)
Molecular function (GO): protein binding
Source: RefSeq, a predicted model, not a curated record